Messenger RNA from Myxocyprinus asiaticus (Chinese sucker), 819 nucleotides. RefSeq names its product archaemetzincin-2 (gene amz2). Gene Ontology annotation, molecular function: metallopeptidase activity. The record is from RefSeq and is a predicted model, not a curated record. NCBI's taxonomy places the organism in Eukaryota, Metazoa, Chordata, Actinopteri, Cypriniformes, Catostomidae. Gene Ontology annotation, biological process: proteolysis.
AUGCAGGUUAUUGAGCAUCCAGUUGAGAGACUGCGGACUGCUCUCCUGUCCACCAUAAAGAUAUACCAGCAAUUCAGCAGAGCGGAGAAGAAGCUUUUAGAAGAAGUACUCCUACUUGACAUUUCACUUUUCAGUCCCAUCACCAUUCACUCUUUCUCUGACUGGAUUCCCUUCCAACCAGAGGAUCCUCAAGACUUUCAGAGUUUUUACAGCAACCCAUACCACAAUUACCCAAACAGUGGACAUAAGACCAUCUAUAUUCAAACUAUUGGAGAUCUGAUGCACUUCUUGGAAAAGAGGAAACCUAAAGAUGCUUUUUGCAUAGUGGGGAUCACCAUGAUUGACUUGUACCCAGAAGUCUCAUGGAAUUUUGUAUUUGGCAAAGCUUCCUUCACUAAAGGUGUGGGAGUGUUCAGCUUUGCCUGAUACGAUGAUCACUUUUAUGAGAGAAGCUUUGUGGGAUGGUUGAAGAUAGUAAAGCAGAUGCAAGGAGAUUAUUCUGUGUUCCAGAAUUACUACACACCCCCAGUCACCAGUAUUCUCCUCCUCUGUUCCUGCAUGAUAGGACAUUUAUUUGGUGUGGAGCACUGCCAGUGGUUACAGUGUGUUAUGCAGGGCUCCAAUCACUUAGAGGAGUCUGACUGUCAGCCGUUUGACCUCUGCCCCAUCUGUUUGUGAAAACUACAGUCUGCCAUUGGAUUCAAAAUAGAUGAUAGAUACAAGCACUGGGCAACACUCAGCCAACCCACGCAAGCUUUCCAAGAGUCUAGACAUUGGUUGUAUAAGUGCUUAAGUAUACUGGAGGAUGAAACAUUGUGA